CAACUUAUUAAGUCAAUUCACAAAUUUAAAAAUCUUGAAGAAUUACAAAUAUCUACAUCAGUGAAAUUCUCGCCUUCACACAUAAAACAAUUAGAAAAGCAUAGGAGAUUAAAAUAUGUUACAAUUAUUCACGGACCUCUUUUAAAUGCACGAUCCCGUAUUCAAGAAUCUAGACUUGAAUCAACAGUUGGGAUGAAUAUUACUUUACUUACACCGCCAUUUUUAGUUUAUUCUAAAGGAGGGGGAGGUGAUGGUCCUUCUUCAUCAUCUGGUUCGUAUGGUGGUAGCUCAAGUUCUAGUUCAAAUUCCUAUACAUCAUCAUUAUGGGUCUUUUGGUAUUAUGAUGAUGGAGGUAUUAUUUUAUGUGGAAUUUGGAGAUGUUAUAUGAUAAGAAAAUUUUAUAGAGACGAUCGUAUAUAUAAUACUACUGAAUAUGAAACAGCAUUUGAUGCUUUUGCGAGUGAACAUGAAAUUCCAACAAAUAAUCGUAGUCGAAAUCAAUCAGAAUUACAAUAUCCUCCGUUAAAUGAUCCACCACCAGCUUACGAUACAGCAUAUGGUGCUGAAAGGCAUUUACAUGGUUUAAGACAUAAUGCCAAUUUUGAGGCAUAUAAAGCUGGUAGACAGUUUACCCGAGAUAAUCCUCCUCAUGAAAUUUUACCACCAAGAGAACAUAUUAUGAACAUUAUAUUAAAUGGAGGUCCUAAAGCUUGGAAAAUGGUAAUAUUUGAUCAUAAUGCUAAUGAUCUUGUAAGUGUAUCAGAUAGAGGACGUACUGUAACAUUCCAUGGAAAAAAUGAUAUAAUGGUACAAGCAAAUUAUCCGCUUUUCAGGCCACAGCUUAAUAAUGAUGAUUCCUCACAACUAAAUUCAAUCAUAGUAAAUUCAACAAUUUCGAAUAAUAUACCACCACCAUCAGAUUUACCACCAAAUUAUGAACAGA
Molecule: messenger RNA, 943 nt
Organism: Racocetra persica
Lineage: Eukaryota; Fungi; Glomeromycota; Glomeromycetes; Diversisporales; Gigasporaceae
Source: the annotation of a GenBank genome assembly